This is a messenger RNA of Harpegnathos saltator (Jerdon's jumping ant), 1199 nucleotides long. It is a transcript of the gene Ttc1, whose product is annotated as Tetratricopeptide repeat domain 1. NCBI's taxonomy places the organism in Eukaryota, Metazoa, Arthropoda, Insecta, Hymenoptera, Formicidae. Gene Ontology annotation, molecular function: protein binding. Bases 259 to 1083 code for a protein of 274 amino acids. The transcript is spliced from 5 exons. The record is from RefSeq and is a predicted model, not a curated record.
UAUGUCGACUUCGCGAAUGGUUUGGGUUUGACUUUGUAACUCCACUCUUCAUAAUAUUACAUUCAGGCACUCACGUCUACGGCAACGAAGAUCAGCUAAAAUCGGUUAAUAACUUUCUCUUUUCCUUUUAAAUUAUAUGAGGACCAAAUUAGUUAGAAAUUGAACGAUACGCGCUCUACCGUCAAGCUCGGACAAGCUCGGACAAUACAGGAGAACACAAAUUUAAUUUUACUGAUGUUAAUUAUAUCUGAUUAAACGAUGGAUGAUACACACAAACAGUCGCAGAAACUUCAAUCAAACGAGGAAGUUAUAGAGGAACUUACCAAAGAUCUAGAAAGUUCUUGCAUCAAAGAGAAUAAAAAUAUUAUUUCAGAUGUAGAUACAAACAGUACGAAUAUAAGUGGUGAUUCUUGGAAUAUCAUAAAUAAGGAACACGAUGAAGAUAAUAGCAAUAAUGCACAAAAUAUAGAUUUUUCAGAGGAUAUAAAUGAAGAACUUCUUAAGAAUAGAGAAUUAAGUCUUACAGAAGCUGAGAAAGAGGCAUUGAAAGAUAAAGCAGAAGAAUUAAAAAACAAAGGUAAUGCUUUCUUCAAAGAUGGUGAAUAUAUACAGGCAAUAUCAGUAUAUACAGAAGGAUUGCAAACUUGUCCUUUAGCGUACAAUAAAGAAAGGUCUAUAUUAUAUGCCAAUAGAGCAGCAGCAAAAACAAAAUGUCAGACUGAGAAAGAUUCAGCAAUAUCCGAUUGUACAAAAGCCAUUGAAUUAAAUUCUAGCUAUAUAAAAGCUUAUAUAAGAAGAGCGCAAUUAUAUGAAGAGACAGAUAAAUUAGAUGAGGCAUUGGAGGAUUUCAAAAAAGUAUUAACCUAUGAUCCCAGCCACAUAGAAGCUAAUCAUGCAGUUAGGAGGUUACCACCAUUAAUUAAUGAAAGGAAUGAAAAAUUAAAAACAGAAAUGUUAAGUAAACUUAAAGACUUAGGAAACUUGGUGUUGAAACCUUUUGGUCUUUCCACAAACAACUUUGAACUACAGCAGGAUCCUAACAAUGGCGGUUAUUCUGUAAAAUUCAAUCAAAACCCCAGAUAAAUUAGUAUAUCUAACUAGUGUGUAGUGUCUGAAUAUGUAUGUGUAAGCCUGUACAUGUAUACACAUUACACAUACAUACACACAUACAUAAACAUACAUUAAUUAAAAAAUUCCGC